Molecule: messenger RNA, 1298 nt
Organism: Saccostrea echinata
Lineage: Eukaryota; Metazoa; Mollusca; Bivalvia; Ostreida; Ostreidae
Exons: 5
Coding region: 96-1298 (400 amino acids)
Source: RefSeq, a predicted model, not a curated record
ACAGGUGAACCCGGGAGGAAAUUGACACAGCACGUGUCUGCAGGUAACUGAAAUAAGUACACAAACAUUUCUCCUUUACUUCCAUACCUCACAAAAUGCAAGGCCAAGUGACAGGUCUCUAUGUGCUGUUGUAUGUUAUUGGCGGAUCCUUACUUUCUGUUAGAUCCGCAUUGUUACCUGGGUCUACACCUUCCUCUCCAAACCCGACUCUAAGGAAAUGUAUGACCAGGGCUGGAUACUACAACAUUACAGACACACCUAUAAGUUUUAACAAUCCUUUCGCUAAGGCUUUACACAAAUGGUGCAGUGUCUAUAAAGACGUGGUGCUAUGUGCUGAAAAAUCGACCAAGACGAACGUCCUAGCAAGUCCCGCUGAUUGGUUCUUCUCAAUGAUUUUUAAUUCCUCGAUAGCCAAUGAAACAUCAAAUAUCAUGUGCCAGAAACUCAACAAAUUUGGAAAGAAAUUGUCUUGCAUGAGGCGAGUUCAAGAAACUCGGGCGUUAAGAUGUGUGGAUGCCUUGACAAGACCUAUAAAAAAAGCAAUGAUGAAGAUCUACAAUGGUAACAUCACCUCUAUGGCGUCUCUUGCACAAAAAGGUUCCUGUCUCAUAUCUGUGGCAACAGCAACAUGCUUUAGAGAGAAAGUCAAUUCCUGUAGAAGCUACCUCAGGGAUUAUAUUGGAGCCUAUAAUCUAAUACUCGGAGGUAAAUGUCUCGCCAUUCUCCGAUCUCAGGACAGAAACCAACGGAAAACUAACGGAACAGUGAUCAAACAGUCGCCGGAACAGGAGUGGAUGUCCACCAUCCAGUCACUGCUAAACGAGAACGACCGAAUCAGUCUAUACCCAGACAUCAAUAGAGACAACAAACACGCAACGGCUGAAAUUAAAUCAAAUCCAGAAAUAACGUCAAAGAAACCUGUGGAACAAACCAUGACUUCUGUUUCAUCUAAACUGUAUAUUCCUCCAACUAGUCUCCAAUCUACCCGGAGUCCCUCGGCUAUGUUGGAGAAAAAUGAAUCUUUGUGGACAUCCUUAAAUGUUUCAGAAAAGGAUACUUCAGUUCGAAAUUCGUCUGAACAGACUCCUAAAAAUGUACAGCAGAACUUUGAAUCAGAGGAUGACAGGGAUACUUAUACAGAGAUUGAUGCUACAACAGGCAAGACCAUUACUGACGAUGAUGAGCUGAUAUCAGACGACAGGUCGGGCGGAGGCAGUGUCGUUUUUCUAAGCUACAAUACUCUAUAUCUUGUUAUAAUGGCAUGUAGAUUGUGUCGUUUUCUGAUAGUAAUAUUUUAG